Molecule: messenger RNA, 2046 nt
Organism: Plasmodium inui San Antonio 1
Lineage: Eukaryota; Apicomplexa; Aconoidasida; Haemosporida; Plasmodiidae
Exons: 1
Coding region: 1-2046 (681 amino acids)
Source: RefSeq, a predicted model, not a curated record
AUGAGCCAUCGCGACAAAGCCCUGCUAGCCAAGUACCACAAGGGGGAGGAGGACAAUGGAUUUGUCAGGACGCAUUACUUCAAAAAGAUCGAGGGGAAUAAUGUUGACAAAAAUUUGAUCAGUCUUGAAAAAAUGUUCCUCCCAGAUGAUAUAUUCCUGGAUGUGUACAUAGAUGAAAAGGAAAGAAACAACUUCGAUUUUUAUUUAAACAAUUUAAUUGACGAACGGAGGACGACGACAGACUUUCUGAGCAGCUGGACACACAUUGAGGUCAGCAACAUUUACAACUAUAUCCUUUAUAACAGCGCUUCGUGCAGUAACGUGCUGGAUGAUAAGAAGGGACACCUCGUGCUGAAGCUCAAGUACACAAACGAAAACAAAACGAUUACUUCCUACUUUAAGGUCCACUGCCGAAAUGUCAAGUGGGAGAGUGAGAAGAAGGUCUGGCACAUCCCCAUCUUUUACAUUUACGAGAUGACAAAGCUGACCAUUUUUCUGGGAGGCACCGUCAGCGACAAGGUUCUUUACUACGUCUGCAAGCUGUUUAGCCACUUCGCCUCUGCGAAGGAGGCAGGGAGGGAGACGGCCAAGCAACUGCUAAACAGAUCGCUAAAAGAGCUAAUCAACGAACCACUAAACAAACCGCCGGGUGAAACAGACCUGGGGGAGACGAGGAAGGCGGGCCCACCCACCCCCAGUGCAAACCAGACAGCCAAUCUUGGCGACCCCGCCAACCAUUACGACGCGGCCCUCUUCUCGCGCAGGGACAAGCGCGGGUUCGUUGAACACGUCGCGAGGAGCAGCAUGUUCGCCAUGCAACACAUAAUCGUGCACAACCCGGUGAGGAGCGACUCGGUGCAAGUAAAAAUCGUGCCGUAUAAUGAGGAAGUGGUCCGAAAGAUGAAGGAGCUUAACCUCUUCCACUGGGACAAGACGGAAAACAUUUGGACAGUGAAGAAAACGAAUUUCAAAACGUUCCAUGCGAAUGUCCUCAAAGGGCUCGAUUAUAAACUCUGCUCCUACUACGACUGCUACAAGUUUGCUAAGCAGAAGCUGGUGGUGGAGGGAGACCCCAGGGGAGGCGCCUCCAGCGUGACUUUAGAGAAUUCCAAAAAGGGUGCCACACAAAUGGGUUCGUUAAAAAGAAAGAGGAAAAUAAUACCAGAUAGCGAUAUAGAGAAGACAAAGCAAAAUUGCAAACUGAACAUUUGCUACGAGAGCACGGACUCGUCGUACUCAGACGAGCUGUCGCACAACGUCGAUGCAAGUUACUACGAAGGAAGGGAACAAGUGAAUAAAAUAAAGCUUAUCGGGGCGGCAAACAACUACUACAGAGAUAUCAUAUACAAUAAACUGAACAAACUCAAACAUUUGAAGCCGCCAAAUUUUACGUAUGACCCAAAGGGACUAAUAACGAAAAAUGGGGCAGGGACAAAAGGAAUCGAAAUUUACGACAUGCCAAGUGACAUAUACGAAUGGAACAAGAUAAGUUUCUGUAUCGUCCCAGAUGAAAAAGAACACGUGGAUUUAUAUGAUCCGAAAAUCUUAUGUAGCCUCGUUAGCGAUGUGUACAUGCUAAAGGAAAAAGCAAUUGAUAUCAUUUUAAAAAAAUAUCAAAGGUGGCCUGAAUACACCGAUGUCUACUGGAACAGCAUUUGCACUGAAAAUGAAUUCAUUGUGAGGAACAAAAAUUUCAACACCAGACAAAAGCUAGCUCACGAUAGACUCUUCAGCAAACAAUUUUUUUAUAUAUUCAACAUUGCGAGUGUGAAGCAGCCCAAUUAUUACGAUGCGCUAUUUUUGUGUAAAGCUUUAAUAACUCUUGGCGAGGGGAAGAUUGUGAAAGACCCCCUCGAUGCCGAGUACAUUGUCGUUGCCAACUGCAACGAUCCGAAUGCAGUCCAUUUUUAUAACUCGCUGCAGGACAGGAAGAAAAAGAAGAGAAAGCUCCCCUUGUUCGUCACCCCCACCUUUAUAUACGAUUGCAUUUUGAACUACUCCGUGUCUUACCCCUCCAAGAACAAGAGCCACUUCUCCUUCGCCUGA